Molecule: messenger RNA, 2289 nt
Organism: Linepithema humile (Argentine ant)
Lineage: Eukaryota; Metazoa; Arthropoda; Insecta; Hymenoptera; Formicidae
Source: RefSeq, a predicted model, not a curated record
GCAGUACAGGAAGAAGAAGAAGAGGAGGAAUCAUCACAACAGCAGCCCGCGUCUGUUGCUGUGUGCUCUUCUCAUUUAUUUUAGUACACGUUCCACUACCGUCUAGCUCAGGGACACACGGCAGUUAGGGAGCGCGAUAACGAUCGGGCCAAAAACACCGAAUAGUGUCACAACAUUGAAGAGGCAAUAUCGCCAAGCGAAUACCAGUUCAUCGGCCGUCAUGACGCGCGUUUAUCUUUUCGUGAUUCUAAUGUUCCAUUGCGCUUUGAGUUCGGUGCAAAAUGAGAGUUGCGGGCCUUCCAGACCUUCGCAGACCGCGAACUUCUCUCUCCGUAGAGCGACGUGGCUGAUGCAAGGCGAUGUGCUCACCCAAGAAGAGGCGUCGGCGCGGCACAUCCGGCUGAUCACCUGGGAGUCACAUCUCUCGGUGAACACCAGAAUGGACGCGCACUACGCGCGAUCAGGCUACUUCAUCAGCUGCGUGAUCGCCGCGUCCAUCCACGGAAACGGUCACGUGAGCGUGGCGGCGGGCGGCUACGGAAGCAAGGAGGUCCGAAUUCUUUACGUUACGAAGAACGACGAACCGGAUGUUCUGUACGUUUUCGUACAAGCGGUGCGGAGGGAACCGGUGUCCGUCGCAGGAAAUGUCGCGGCAAAUGCGAGACUGGGCAUUGUCUAUGAACCUAUCAAAAACUGGACCCAGAGUGAAGUCCAGGACGCCUUGGGCAGUUCGAAUACUUCUCUUGUAGCUAACAGCUAGAGUCGCUUUUUAUAUCUUCAUAGUAUAAUAAUUGUAUUUUAUAAAAAUACUUUCGGCUAUUGUUUUGAUUAAAUUGACACGUCGAUUAUUAUGACAUUUCAGAAAAUGCGCGCGCAUGUGGCGACGAUUCAAUUUAUUUCGUAUAAGAAAAUGCUUAAUAGAAUUUUCAAUGAACACAGCAGGACAACGCCAACAAGUUGAAGAAGAAUUUAAACUCUUUUUAUGUGCUUUUUAAUUUUGCAAUUUGACUUCCAUCGAGUUCAUUCUUAUGAAAAGAAUUUAGGACAUAUUGUUAAUCGAUUUUCUAUAUCCUUUCAAACAUAAAAUAUUUAGGAAGAGAUGAUUAAUUAAGCUUUAUUAGUUAAAUUAUUGCUCAUCGUUAGAUUCAUAAAAUACUAAAUAAUUCCAAAAAAAAUUUUUUUUUUAAUUUUAGCAAAAUAUUCUUUUAUGCGACAUAUUAGUUAAAAAAAGGUAGAUAUAUCAGAAUGUCUUUUAGAUUAUUUGGAUUAAUUCAGUUGAGGAAACUUCUCUCGCCAGAGUUGGCGGGUUCAAAUGGCUGAUUCUUCCCGUAUAAUUAUGAUCAGCGAGAUGCUCAUUUGAAAUGGAUAACGCAUCAUCUUGUCUUCUCACAUUUCUGACGGAAUAGCGUGUAAUUGCGUGCGUCUUUCUAAUGUAAUUACGUAAGACGAGACAUGCAUUAGGCGCAUAAGCUUAUGUUUAAGCUUCCUCAAUAAUAUUAUAUAAAAUGCUGCUUGUUGAUUGUUGCAUAUUUUUCCUUGAUUUUUUGCGCAAAAAUAAAUUUCACUAUUUUCUACAUUAUUUUUGGUCUCGAACUUUGAUAAUUGCGCAAACAAAAGUUUCUAUUAAAGAUUGUAUUUUUAAAAAAUACGGAGUAACAAUUCAUUAACAAUAUGACUUUUAUAUUUAGUGUAAGAAGCUCUGUCGUUAAAGAAUUAGAACACUUUGACGUAUGGUCAGCAGAUAAUUGACGCAAAUGGAUCAUUCAUUUUUUCGAUCUUUCCGACAGCCGUUAGUUUUCACGUUCCACCUGUUAUAGCAGGAAUACUUUACCGAGUGCGAACACACGUCUGGCCGACGUUAAUUGUGAAAGUAGAUCGCAAUUCGUAACUAAUAGACGCCGGCGAGUGUUACGUUUGGCGAGCGGAGAUUAAAUGAUUAAUCGCGCCAUAAUGAACCGCAGUUUCUCGAAAUAUUGUCCGAUUUAAUUACAGCACUAUUGUUCGCCACGCUACAUUGCGACGCGAUCGAAACUUCGAGCGUAAUUAUUUAUAUGAAAACGAUGGUAAAAGGCAGUAUUUCUCAUUUAAUUAUUGCGUACUCCGAUACGAACAAAAAGCUUGCAUAGCACACGAUUAAUAUAAAAAUCUGGAAUUACGAGACGCGUUUGUAGUAAUUUAAUUAAUAUACGCUGAAAUAAUUUCAGUAAUUUUUGGCUUUAUAAUAAUAAUAAUAUGUGAAUCUAUUUCAGUCACAAUAAUAACAUGUCAUCGUGACUAUUAUUGCUUUUA